UGUGCAACGUAUCGAUGUAUCAAUAUUUUCUACCAUCCCUAAUGCAAGCCGAAGCCGUCAAAUUGCGCUAAUUUUGUGUAAAAAAUUUUCAAGUUUGGUAGAAAAAACACAAAAUUGCAAGUAGUUUUAGCUGUUUAAGACAGCAAAGGCAAUACGAAGUGAGCAUAUUUUUUUUGCACAGACGCAAGCAGCGUGUACAUCGUAGGUAGAAGCAGAGAGGCAAAAAGGAGAAACGGCGAUAGAUUUUACAAAAGCGACAAGCAACAGUAGGUGCAAAACCCACGAUGUCUGGAAUUGCAAUAACACGUUUGGGCGAGGAGCGUAAGGCUUGGCGUAAAGAUCAUCCGUUUGGGUUUGUGGCACGGCCAGCUAAGAAUCCCGAUGGCACACUGAAUCUCAUGAUCUGGGAGUGCGCCAUUCCCGGAAAGAAAUCGACCCCCUGGGAGGGUGGCUUGUACAAGCUACGCAUGAUCUUUAAGGAUGACUAUCCAACCUCGCCACCGAAAUGCAAAUUUGAGCCGCCACUUUUCCAUCCCAAUGUCUAUCCAUCAGGCACCGUAUGCCUCUCGCUGCUGGACGAGGAGAAGGACUGGCGUCCUGCCAUUACAAUCAAACAGAUUCUUUUGGGCAUUCAGGAUUUGCUAAACGAGCCCAACAUCAAGGAUCCAGCACAGGCGGAGGCAUACACCAUCUACUGUCAGAAUCGAUUGGAAUACGAGAAACGCGUACGUGCUCAGGCGCGUGCCAUGGCUGCCACCGAAUAGAGUGUAACCCACAACAAGAAAACAGGCAUCAACAGAGAAUACCGCUACUCUCUAAGAAAGCACACAUACACUUACACAAA
Molecule: messenger RNA, 844 nt
Organism: Drosophila hydei
Lineage: Eukaryota; Metazoa; Arthropoda; Insecta; Diptera; Drosophilidae
Gene: lwr
Product: SUMO-conjugating enzyme UBC9-B
Exons: 2
Coding region: 285-764 (159 amino acids)
Biological process (GO): protein sumoylation
Cellular component (GO): nucleus
Molecular function (GO): SUMO conjugating enzyme activity
Source: RefSeq, a predicted model, not a curated record